AUGCCACCUAGAGCAGGACCAUCUCGUGCUCGCCCUCGAGGUGGGAGAGCAUCAUUCAUCCCUUCAACACAGUAUCAAGCCGGACCUUCGUCUCGAUCGGAAAGGGAAGAAUCCGAGGAUCCUUUAGCUCUGACUCCUCUCAAAGACAACGAUAGACGUAGAGCAGAGAGCCUUUCAGAUAACGUCAGGAAUUCAUCACCUAGAGUAUUGUAUUCUACUCCUAUCUUAAGCAAAAGUACAAUCGGGAGGAGAAGGGGGACAAGGUCCAGCAAUAUCAGAUCUUCCUCUCCAGCAGCAGGACCUUCCACUCAGAUCCCUUCUUCCACUUCGAGGAUCACACGAGCAUCCAAACGAAGAGAAAGGGGACAUGAAGAGCUCGGCGAAGAAGAUCUGGUUCCUCCUAGCGAGGACGGGGAGUAUGAGGACUGGAUGGAGAGUAGGAGGAUAGGAUUGGAUAAGGGAAAAGCUAAAGCAAUGGACCAAGAUUUGAUUCAUGACACGGGAGACGACGACUUCAGUGAAGUUGGAGAAGCACAAGGGUCCAUAAAGCCUAAAAAGCCUGAUAAAAAGUCUUUCAAGCUUUUUUCGCCAAAGCAUUUUGAGUCCCUCCUACCUUCACCUGUCCCUCCAACCUCACCACAAUCUUCAAUAGCGUCCUCGAUCACCGAUACAAGAUCAAGAGAGACAUCUCCAACACAGCCAAUGUCAUUCAGCCAACAAGAUGAUCUCUUUUACCCAGCGUUUGAGGGUAAUCAGUACUUUGAACGUCAGGAGGAGAACGAUCGGAAUGAAGCUGAGUAUAAUUUCGAUGAGAAUCAAGCAAGUGUGGAAAAAGAGUAUAUACUGGUGGAAGAGAGACUCUCGCAGGAGCAAUUAGCAUCUUCCCCAUACUCAUACAAGUCACCCACUCCUCGCACAAUAUCUUUGCUUGUAUCUCAGGACGGAAAGUCCGAGACGUUUUUCCCUCAACCACAAGCAGACAUUCAACCGUCACCACCACGUUCCUCAACACCUCAUACAGUACCACUUUCACUGACACAAGAGCAAGUAUUCAAGACCCUACCUUCCGAGACUAUGCUCGAAGAGAAAGAGGACGUGGAGACUGUUGACAACCCAAGGCGAAAAUCUUCUACUCCUCAAACCAUACCAUUUCUACCCAUUCAAGAUGAAGGCUUCCAAACCCUUCUUCCUGUGCUCGGGAUAAGUGAAGACAUGGGUGCAGCAUUUCGUGUUGCUUAUCCCGAAAAGGUGACUUCUGCAACAUCGAGCCCACCGUUGCAAUUUCCCUUUCAAGAUCAUCCUAUCACUCCAAUGCUCUCACAUCCACUGGGUGACAUUUCUCCGAAGGAGAUCGCAGGACCUGUUCGGGACGAUCAAUUCCCCUCGACAUCCCCACAGGAUCAGGACAUCACAUUCACUCAAGACCACUUUGCAUCACCGUCCAAGCGGGGUGUUUUAAUCAGACGAUUGUCUUCGGCAAGUGCCCUUUCUCCCAUACUCGCAGCUGUAAGUGAGGAUCCGGUCGGUCAACACCCUAUUCCGACACCACUUCCGGCAGAUCAAGCUUUAGAGCAGUUUCGUGGAGUUCGUACCUUUCGUACACGUACUGUCCUCCAACUUCAGCCGUAUACCAAAGAAAGGCAAAUAUACGAAGCAGCACUCAAGAAAGGUGGUUUGAAAAAGGGGAAGAAAGCUGUCGCGCCUUCUAAGGAGAUAACCCAGGAAGAGGACGAAGAGGAUGAAGCUCGCAUAUCGGACAGCUCAGAAGCUAGUGCUGCUGAGGAACCUCCAGAACGAAUAGUUAUUGGAAAUACUCCACCACCAAAAAAACAUCGCGAACCGAAGAAACUUAUAGAUGCCGAUUUUGAUGAAUACUUUUUUGAACAUGGAUCACCUGCCGACGAGCAUGACCCAGAUCACAUGAGGGAUCUGCAGAAGAUUGCAAGAAGGAGGAUCAGGAUGCAAAAAGAAGAAAGACUGAGGUCAAGGCAAGCCGAAAAGGAGAAUAAGGAAUUCGAAAGGCUUAUGAGAGAUAUGAGAGGCGAAAAGGAGUCUUCCGACGAAGAGGGAUCUAGUAAAGCAGAUCAAAAUCUUGCAAAACCUCGCCCAGCUGUACCACGACCAAGUACUCGCACGCCUGGUGGAACCAAAACAUACGGCAGUAAAAGUAAAGCACUUCGACAACCUAUUCUACCACCUCUCAACUCGCAUGAGAGUGCCCUUCCCUCUGACUCUAAUCCUCUCGUGUCGCCUGCGAAAAGCCAUUCCAAUACUCCGACUGCCUCUUUCCGGACAGCGUUUUCUGGUCUUGGGGAUGUGGACAUGGAUAUCGGUUAUGGUCAACCCCAAGAGUCUUUCCAUCGCGACGUCGCAGGCGAUGAUCCUCAAUCGCCUUCGCUACAACACCUAAAAUCCUUCAUCAUCAGCGAUAUUCAUCGGUCACAUAGUCCACCUCACGUACAUGAUUUGGUAUCAGACUCUGACUCCGUAUCUUCUAGCACUGUACAAGAUCGUCGGCAAAGGAUCGCCCGUAGAAUGAUGCCUGCUGCAAUGCUCCGUCAGCUGGAAGCUGAAGCUGAAGCCAAAGAUCGGCGUAGAGCUGAGAAGAAGCGUAGGGAGCGAAAAACAACAAUCUCUCCCAUUAAACCAGGCAGAGCCGUAGUCAGACGGAGAGGUGGCCAAGGCGAUAUCGACGAUAUCAACGAAUUGUUCGAAGACAACGACGCGGAUGUGAUCUCCCAACAGACUCCGACUAUGGUCCUUGAUCCAUCUAUUCCAAAUUCAUUUGAUGAGCCUAUGUUGGUACCCGACGGCAAUACAUCUUCGGAGGCUGAAGAGGAUAACCAAGCCGAACAGACUCUUGCGAGACUUCAUCGGGGUGACUUUGAAGGUAUCGUAGCCGGGAAUAGGUGGAAAAUGAAAGAGUCAAAACGAAAAGAAGGGAUUUCUCGGUUGAAAGUCCGUCCGGACCACUCUCGUCGACCAGCUUUAGGUUUAGCAAAGCGUGUACGUGCUCCGAUCAGCGAGGAAAAUAGAGCUAUGGUACAAAGUCGGUUGGACUUCCCAUUCAUUGAUAAGUCCCCGACCUCAUCUUUCACGAAGAAACGUAAAAGAUAUCCUCAAAAGGGACAACGUCAGCGUCCCGCGAUCCGACUGGAUGAUCAUGUGAUUUUCGCUACAGCCGAUUUCGAAUUUAGCAGUCAAGAUGAAGUUCAGGAUCGACCCUCAACGAAACCAAAGGUCAAUCCUGCCAACAGGAUUUUUGCUCGGACACAAUCUGCCAACGUCGCACACGCAAAUCCUCUCGACGCUGGUGUAGGAAAAGCAAGAUCUUGGGCGAACUUCGAUAGGUUUCCCAUAGACUUCGACAUAACACCUUUACCUUCUGGAAUUUACUGCUAUCAAACUUCAAUACCGGGCAGUGGAAAAUUGGAAAAACUUGUGGAGGAUAUGCGCAGCGUACAGACUGUCGAGUCAAUCGACGUGUGCAUAGAACAUGGGCUUGAACUCAGGCCAGACAUGUCUCCAAGCUCAAUACAAGCUAUUGUUCCGCUUCUUUUCGACGGAGUCCUACGACAAAUGGUAGUCAUUGCGAAUGAAGAGCUGACGGAAGGUCUCGACAUAAGCUUCUUCGCAUUCCUCGGCAAGUACAGUGCUGCGCAUCAAAGUGAUAUCGAGGAGACUACAACUGCGCUCACAUCAGAUAUUGAAGACGCUCUACGUCAUUUGAAUACAAAACUCGACAAUCUGGACAUCGGUCAAUCCAAGAAAGGACAGCGCGCCCUACUCGACCUUCGAUGGGCCGCUUUCGAGCUGAGUUGCAGACUUCAGACGCAUGAAAUUCGAGGAAUGGAAUCACUAAUACAGACAUGCUCCGUUACACUGCUUCGUCAACUUCUCUCGCUCGGUUUUGACAAGACGAUACGCUGUCUCAAGCAGAUUAUGCGAGGAGAAUCGGACUCUGCAGAAGUCAACGAUACCUCGGUGACUCUCUGGAUCUCUCUCAUUCACGCGCUGAACGCUUGGGAUAAUCGUCAGAAGAUUUCACUGGGUCAAACUUUCGUGAUAGCUUUAGAACAAGCCCUCGAUUCAGUCUUUCAUGCAGACCAGACCGGUCCUAUAGCUGCGGAAAGGAUUUGGUUCCUUGUCUUUGGUCUCUGCGCCUUAUCGCAAUUUGGCGUUGAUGGGAAGAUCAGCUCAAUCUUCAAUACAUUUCCGAGAUGGCUGCUCGUCCGGAGAGCUGCUGCCCUGAUCAAGGUUGCUUUUCACGAAGACGCAGAGAAAAAGGCUCAUCCUGAUCAGCUACGGGGUCGGGAUAAAUAUAUCAAAGUCAUGAUGGCUCGUUGUGUUAGGUUAUCAGCUGUGUGGAAAUGGUCGUUCGACCGAGAAAGCUUCAGCGUAGCUACAAGAAAUUUGGGCAUUAUAUUCAAGGACCGCCAAUAUAGGAAUUUGCCGACUGAACCACCAGUCGAUUAUCCAGACUUCAUAACUCGAUUCGAUAUGUCCCUUACUGCUGCAGAAGACACCAAACGAGAGACUGCUUUCGAGCUUUACAUACGGCUAGUCUGUGUGGCAGCUUCAGACAUUAUUUCUUCCGCUCAAACACUCUCAGAAGCUCAACAAGCUGAAAAGGAUGUUCAACGACUUGUCAUGUCUAUUAUCCCAGUCAGUUCGGUCAAAUUCAAUCGUAUAUUUCCACCUUCACCGAAAGAUCUAGGUCAAUUGAUCAAUCGAUACUCAACGAUGAUCGCCGCAUGUUACUUCUCACCUUCACUACUUGAUUAUUUAUUGGCAAAUUCCAAAAAAUGGUCUGUAUUCGAGCAAGCUGAUUUCGAUUCGAGGCAAAUCUGUAUCAGAGGACUGAUGUAUCUUUCCGUCGCAAGAAGGCACCAUACACAACCUCUUCAACCUGUUGUGAAUCGUCUAGCAGAAAUCAUGCGAAUCUUACAAUCUGAACUGGAAAUUUUAACCGGACCUUCUGCUCAAACCAUGGGUAUAGGUCCCAGCAAAUUGGAGAUUGAACGAACAAUGGUGUUAUUGGUCACUUGCUUUAGACAAAUGAUCAUCCAUCAUUCAUUUGAUAUGGAGGAGCAGAAGAAGGCGGUGUAUCCGGAUCCGUGUCUCUUACAUCAAAGCUGGACUAUACAUAUUUUUGAUCUCGAACUUGCUAAAGAUCCCAAGUGCGGGCUUGAAGUCGUUGCCACCAUUCAGACAUUCCUCAAUGCUCGUGCUUCGGCAUUACCGCAACUCGCAAGAUCGCGUCGAGAAGCCAAAGAAAGUCACAGCGAGAGUUUGGAUGAGUACGGUUCCUUAGGCAUAGAUUUCACAGACGCGGAUGUGUUAGCCCUAGGAGGGGAGAUUGAAAACGAGGAUGAAGAAGUAGACAAGCAGGACCAAGAGUUUGCAGCAAUCAUUGAAAAUGUUAUCUCGCCAAAGAUAUACCGUCUCUUAUCAGAUAUGCUCCCGCCCGUAUCAGAGGACGAGCCUUCCAAGCAGGAUCACUCCGCAGAUCGACAAGUCUUCAUUAGCAAAUUGACUAAGUGUUGGUCAGAUUGCGCAUCUGUACUGGUCGUCGAGCACCAAAGAUUGGACUGGUCAACGUUCAUUUCGCCUUUUGGUAGACAAUCAUGGGCUCGAUUAGGUGACGAAAGAGGAAGAGUACAAGUAGGAUUGCAUUUCAUGUCGAAUGUGGCUAUUCUUGAUCCGGCUGCGUUCACUCAUCACGAGGAGGAUUUUGUUGCCCUCUUCUUCCAAGUCAUAGGCACAGACAAGCUGACCGUUGAGCAUAAAUACCUGUCUGCUCUUCUGCUCACGCCUGGAGCGAUGGACCACCCUCUGCUCAGUCCAUUGGCUGGCUUAGAAGCUUUAGAAAGGGAAAUGAGCAGAGAUGGGUUUAUGGGAAUGAGAACUGAAGCAUUGAAAGCCAUAUUCGCUGCUGUACCUGAUCUUUUACGAUCUUCAAGAACACCUCCAUCAACCAAAUCAUUUGUCUAUAGGUGUAUCAACCUAUUUGUUUCAUCUCUGAUUUCGUACGACAAAUCCAUCGACAUCAAUAAAGUCAUUCAUAAACAAUCAUACCGCGCAUUUACAGAUACCAUCGUUCGAGAAUUGAAAAGCAUUGCAGGAGAAUUCAUCACACAAUUGUCUGUACCAGGAUUGAAGCAUUUUGGAACUUGA
Kwoniella shivajii is the source of this 6177-nucleotide messenger RNA. RefSeq lists its product as uncharacterized. Lineage: Eukaryota; Fungi; Basidiomycota; Tremellomycetes; Tremellales; Cryptococcaceae. Bases 1 to 6177 code for a protein of 2058 amino acids. The record is from RefSeq and is a predicted model, not a curated record. Gene Ontology annotation, biological process: replication fork processing; double-strand break repair via homologous recombination. The transcript has 8 exons. Gene Ontology annotation, cellular component: nucleus; Cul8-RING ubiquitin ligase complex.